CCGGCGGAAACGCGCGUUUAAUGGAAUGCGCGGGAAAUAAUUACGUCGAUAAAUUUUCUAAUUUUUUUUUAAAGUCUACGAUCUGAUAAUAUUAUGCCAAUAUUGUGUUUCAUUUGUGCUGUGAUUAUGUGAUAGUGUAAAACUAAUUAUAAUUCAUUGUAUCUGAAUGAGUAUAAACAAUGGAAAAUGGUUACACAGAAGAAAUCACAGUUAAAAAAGUGGUCGCACGGCUCAACCAACGUGCUCCUAGAAUAUUGGACAAGCUCCCUCCAGGUUUGGAGAAGAUUGGGCAAAUAGGUGCACAAGAAUUGGAGACACAUCAGAGUGUAUUGGACAGAGUUACUUUUGAAAGUGAAAGGUUAAAAUCAAGCCACAGCGAGGCGUCUUCUAGAAGGAACAGCGAUGACGGCGGAAGAGCAAGAAAAGAAGAAUUUAGAAAAGAUGGAACGUGCUCGGAGCCGCCUACAGCGAAUGUGACCAACCACAACAUGUGGAAUGAAUUGAGCAGCUCAACGUCAACCACCAGAACUGAACUUAGUUUAUCUGAUAGCACUACUGACGAACAGACUAAAAUACGUCGCAGAAGUCACGAGUCUGCAUUGCCAGGAACACCAUUACAUCCUCGAGCACUGUGGAAGUCAGCUGAUAGUCUCACCCCAGACGCGGCCUUCGGUACAUCCUUAGCUGAUAUCAUGGAAAGCCCAGCCAACAAGAGUGUUCCUAUAAGAGAUACGGGUGAGAAAAAGGUGCAUCUGAGAGAAGACAUUAAAUCGGUACAUUCAGAUAGUUCAGAGGAACACAAGGCUCGUAUGGGAUGGAGGUUUGUCAGAAACGUAACAUACGUUGCUGGGGCCUUCUCCCCCAAGUCCAAGGAGACCUCAACUGCUCCAGCACUACCUGGCACGCCUCUGCCAGAUUUCCAGCCACAAUCAGAGAGUAAGAAGUCAGAUUAUACAAAUAAAGACGACAGGAAACCAUCACUGCCUAAUUAUCCAAAUGAGAAAGAAGAGAAUGUCGGUGAAACUAGUCCAGAGGGACUUGAUCCCGAAUCUCUGUUAUUCCGAGACGGUCGUCGUAGAAUAGAUAUGGUGUUGGCGUACGAGGAAGAAGACUAUGGAGUCAUGACUGAAGCUGAAGCCAAAAGAAGGGAGCAUAGAAAGACAUUCCAGGAGAAUCUCAUAAAAGAAGGUUUGGAAUUAGAAUUAGAAAAUAAAUGUCUAUCAUUUGACGAAAAAACAUGGUUCCUGAAGGUGCAUAUACCAUGGAAAUGUGAAAUGAGAUUAGCAGAGGUGAUAGGAAUGAAGUUACCGACAAAACGCUUUAUCUCAAUAUCAGUCAGAGCAUGGAGUGACGAAAAACAAGGCGAAAAAGACAAGAAAUGGUAUUCAAAAUGGCGACGACGAUGGAAACAGCUGUAUGAAUAUGAACACAGUAGAAUCGAACCUGAACCCUCAUUUUAUGAUGCCACAGAGCAGAAAGGAAUUAGAAGAGAAGAACAGUUUCUAGUCAAAGAUCGCCAUACACAAUUCUCGCCAGCUCAACGAAGCCUAUUAGUUAUGCAAAUAUUAUUAAGGGCCAAAUAUGACAAUACUGAUACUAAGAUGGGUAUCCGUCGCUUGCUCAACGACGGCACGUAUACGGCCUGUUUCCCACUCCACGAGGGCAGAUAUGACGUCGAUUUGUCAGACGGAACCGCUACUGAUAGAAGACUUCUAUACUUAGAAUGGGCUCGUCCCUCAAAAUGGUACAAGAAACAGCCGCUUUGGCUAGUAAGGCGAUACUUUGGGGACAAGAUUGGACUGUAUUUCUGCUGGCUUGGCUUCUACACCAAAAUGCUUUACGCCCCAGCUAUUGUUGGAACAUUGUGUUUCCUAUAUGGCCUAGCGAGUAUGGAAUCGGAAGAUAAUAUACCCAGCCAAGAAAUCUGCGACCUAAAAGGUCCAGGUAACACGACGCUCUGCCCACUGUGUGACAAAGCCUGCCAGUAUCAGAGUUUAUCUGACUCCUGCCUAUUUGCCAAGCUGACGUAUCUCUUCGACAACCCAGCUACCGUCUUUUUCGCUAUCUUCAUGUCCUUCUGGGCCACUACAUUCUUGGAGUUAUGGAAAAGGAAGCAAUCAAUACUAAGGUGGGAGUGGGAUUUGGGCGGUGUCGAUCAGGAUGAAGAACCUCGUCCCGAGUUUGAAACGUCAGUGAAAACCUUCAGGACAAAUCCAGUGACCAGAGAAAAGGAGCCAUUCUUACCAACUUGGCAAAAGACAAUGAGAUGUGUAGCGACCAGCUCAGCUGUAUUGUUUAUGAUUACCAUAGUAAUGGGCGCAGUACUUGGCACCAUAAUUUAUCGUAUAUCCAUGGUGUCAGUGAUCUAUGGUGGGACCGGAUUCUUUCUGAAAAGACACGCCAAGAUCUUCACUGCCAUGACUGCUGCGCUGAUUAACUUGACCAUUAUCAUGAUACUCACCAGGAUAUACGCAAAAGUGGCAGUAUACCUCACGAAUAUGGAGAACCCACGAACGCAGACUGAAUACGAGGACUCAUACACAUUCAAAAUAUUCUUCUUUGAAUUCAUGAACUUUUAUUCUUCGCUCAUCUACAUUGCGUUUUUCAAGGGUCGAUUCUACGAUUAUCCAGGCGACGAUCAAGCGAGAAAAUCAGAGUUCUUCAAGCUGAAAGGCGACAUCUGCGACCCUGCCGGUUGUCUAUCCGAGUUGUGCAUACAAUUAGCUAUCAUCAUGAUUGGCAAGCAGUGCUUCAAUAACUUCCUCGAGCUGGGAUACCCGAAGUUCCACAAUUGGUGGAGACAGCGGUCCCACCGAGCUGUCACCAGGGAUCUGUCCAAGCCCGACAUGGCGUGGGAACAAGACUAUCACCUGCAGGAUCCUGGUCGGCUGGCUCUGUUCGAUGAAUACCUUGAGAUGAUUCUCCAAUACGGUUUCGUCACACUGUUCGUGGCGGCGUUCCCCCUAGCGCCACUAUUCGCUCUGCUCAACAAUAUAGCAGAGAUCAGACUGGACGCAUACAAGAUGGUGACACAAGCGAGGCGCCCUCUAGCUGAAAGGGUUGAAGACAUAGGCGCAUGGUAUGGUAUAUUACGAGGAAUCACUUACGCCGCUGUUGUGUCUAAUGCCUUUGUAAUCGCGUAUACAAGUGACUUCAUUCCACGCAUGGUGUACAAAUAUGUAUACUCCCCAGACAACACCCUAGCUGGCUACAUCGACCAUUCGCUUUCAUUAUUCAACACAUCUGAUUAUCAAGCCGACUGGGGUGCUGAUGAGAAGGAAUACGACCCCCCGACCUGUGCCUACCGCGGGUACAGGAACCCACCAAACCAUCCGGACCCGUAUGGACUAUCUCCACACUACUGGCAUGUUUUUGCUGCGAGAUUGGCCUUCGUAGUGGUUUUUGAGCACGUGGUUUUCGGUCUAACGGGCCUGAUGCAGCUCUUUAUACCAGAUGUACCAAGCGAGCUGCGCACUCAGAUGCAAAGGGAAGCCUUACUAGCCAAAGAAGCCAAGUACGAACACGGCAGGAGAAGACUGUCCACCGACAGACAAUUGAUACCACAGAAAACUGAAAGUGGAGCAGAACGCAGCGGACCGUGGCCUCGGCGCCACUCACGAGCGUCCGACGGACUCGACGCGCACGUAGCCGUCGCGCAGCGCCCUUUAUCGCCGACCAUCACUCAUUAAUAAAUUCCCGCCAAUUUUGCAUUAUUGAAAUUAAAACAUGUCUGAUAGGCGUAUAUUAUAUUCUUAAAAUUGUAUUAUGGACACCAGAGAGCGCUACCACACAUGUGGAAUCAACUUUUAGAUCUAUCUAAUAAUCUAAAUAAAAACUAAUUGUGUCAUCAUUUUACUAUUUAAUUUAGAUGAGGGAUAAUGAAUCUCAUAUACUAAGCCAAAGAUAUAGAUCUGAUGUCAUGUGAUCAUUGGAUAAAAAAAAUAUUGUUAUGAUUACACCAAAACUACAUUAGUUAUUAUUUCAUCGCUGUCUAUGACAAAAACCGCCAAUAAUUUUUGGUUAUAAAAAUACCGAAUUAAAUUUUAUAACAAACAUCCAUAGACAAAAGAUGGGUUAAUAUUUUUCCGUAUUCACUAUAUAUUUAAAUAAAUUAUUACUUAUUAAAUAGAUAAUUAUUUAAUGUUAUUAUUUUAGAAAUUUAAUGUUAAAAAAAUGGCAUUUUAACAUUCGACUGACUUAUUGUGAUCAAAUUAAUUUUGAUCAUUGUUAUUAAAUAUUGAAUGUUGCAUUUAAAUUAUACUUACGUGUGUUCUAUUUAAAUUGAAAGUAAAUCGUAUUUUUAAAAUACGAAAUGAUGAGUUAGUUUUAAAUGUAAGGUAAUGAAUGAAUAUAUUAUGAUGUAUUUUUCUUAGGCGUAUUAAUUUAAUGCCCCAAUAUUGUAAUAAUAAUAAUUGCUGUUUAUGUAAAUAAGAAUAAGUACUUAAAACACAUAGAUAAAUGACGGCAGAAAAUUAAGCAAUUUACAUCCCAACAAUAUUCAAAUGACGAGACGGAGCCGAAUACUUACGAAGUGAUUUUAAAAAGACGAGCCACCGGCCGAAUUCUUUUUAACCAAACGAGGUCCUCAAUUGUUCGAUGCAAUCAUAAUUUUUAAGCAAAUAGUAGUUACUUUUCUCUAAAUUGCGAGGAAAUUGUAAAUAAAUUAAUUUAAGAUACAUAAAUGUUCCUAACAAAAGUUAUAUUUCAGUUCGCACACAUGAAAAGAAAUCAAUAAUAAUUUUAAAAAGUAACUUAACAAUAACUUCUAUUAUUGUCGGUGAAGUGCUAAAAAGAAGCGAUAAUUAUAUUAUUUUUCUUAAGUAUUGUAGCAAUUUCCAAGCAAACGGAAGAAAAAGAAUUUGUUGCACAAAAUUUUGUAAAGUGCUCAAGUCAAUGAACUAGACUACCGGUAAAACAGUGUGAUAUUGAAAAUAUCAAAUACAUUAAAGAUUAUAAUGAAAUGCGUCUAUUAUUAUUCUGUCAUAUAAUUUAAAUAAACAAAUAUAUUAUAAAAUAUUGCAAAA
Molecule: messenger RNA, 5024 nt
Organism: Galleria mellonella (greater wax moth)
Lineage: Eukaryota; Metazoa; Arthropoda; Insecta; Lepidoptera; Pyralidae
Product: anoctamin-4
Exons: 26
Coding region: 180-3689 (1169 amino acids)
Biological process (GO): chloride transmembrane transport
Cellular component (GO): plasma membrane
Molecular function (GO): chloride channel activity; protein dimerization activity
Source: RefSeq, a predicted model, not a curated record